CAAAACUUAAAAGAAAAAAAACUCCUUUCCUUUUUACUCAAACUUUAUUGAUUAAAAUUAACAUUUGUCUUGAUCACUAAGUUUCUGCCUCUUGCUAUGGAUCCGAGACUUGAACAUGCUGCUGAAUCUGGAAGCAUUGAUGAGUUAUACGCUCUCAUUGAUGAGAAUCCCUACAUACUUGCCAACAUCGAUGCUGUGCCAUUUAUCAACACUCCCCUCCACGUAGCUGCAGCUGCCGGGAAGCUAGAGUUUGCCAUGGAGAUGUUGCAUCUUAAGCCAUCUCUUGCCAGAAAGCUGAACACAAGCGGGUACAGUCCAUUGCAUCUCGCUGUAGACAAGGGUCACACAGAUUUUGUUUCCUGGAUGCUCAAGCAUGAUCACAGCCUUGCUUGCGUGAAAGGGAGAAAUGGCAUGACGCCAUUCCACGUUCUAGUGGUAAGAGGAAGAAACGUGGAUCUCGUGGCAGAGUGCCUCCUUGUUUCCCCUGAAUGUAUCCUAGAUAUGAGUGUGAAUGGCCAGACUGCUCUGCACCUUGCUGUGGUGAAUGAUAGAUUUGAAGCUCUCCAAGUCCUUACCGGAUGGAUCCAGAGAACGAGCCAAAGAAACGCUUUUACGACCGAGAAAGGUUUUCUGAAUAAAACGGAUUUCAGCCACAACACGGCCUUGCACCUAGCAGCAUAUAAGAAUGAUCUUCAGGCGGUAAGACUAUUACUAGAGUGUCGGUUGGUGGAGCGGAAUAAAGUCAAUGGUGAUGGUUUAACAUUCCUUGAUAUCUUAAGAAACCUGCAGAGUCACUGUGACUUGGAUUUGGAAAAAGUUAUUCUAAAGACACGGUGUAAAGAGGCUGCUUCUAUCCCAAAACCCAAGGCAGUGUCUGAAUUUUUAAAAUCGCCAUUGAAUCUUGCCACAUACAGCUCCACUAUCACCAACCGCUUAAGGAGUAACACUUCAGAAGAAGCUCGUGGAGCUUUUCUGAUUGUAUUCACUUUGAUAAUAACAGCCACAUUUCAGACUGCCCUCCAGCCUCCUGGAGGUGGAGGACAAUCCAAGGAUCCAAGGAUAAAACGGGCAUUCUUCAUACUGCUUUGGUUUUUUAACACCGCAGGCUUCAACUGCGCCCUAUUCAACACUUUUUGUCUCUUACCACUUAGGCGUCUGUUUACGUCAUGGUUCAUUUCAGUAGGGCUAGCUAUUGGAGUUUCGUAUGCACUAGCAGUGGCGGCUAACUCACCAGACCCUGUAUUUUUUUUCGUGAUGACCACUGUCAUCGUCCUGGUUUAUGUUCUCUAUCUCUUGUUGCUAGCUUUUCUUGGGCGGCGGCAGCAUCGGACUGUGGCGAGUGAGCCCAACUUGAGCUGGUUUAGAAGAUCUUGAAAUGAUAGGUUUGAUACCUCUGUAUAUGUAGAGGAGAUAUCUUUAAAAAAAACAAUGUGCAUGAUGCAACACUUCAACAGUUGACAUAUCUCCCAGAGUUACAAUGUAAUGUUAUAUACAGAAAUGUCACGAAAAGUUUUGGGAGACAAAUUUGUAAAUUGCCCCAGUAAAAAAAAGAGUUUAAUUAG
This is a messenger RNA of Eruca vesicaria subsp. sativa (arugula), 1562 nucleotides long. Lineage: Eukaryota; Viridiplantae; Streptophyta; Magnoliopsida; Brassicales; Brassicaceae. The record is from the annotation of a GenBank genome assembly.